Messenger RNA from Entamoeba invadens IP1, 1449 nucleotides. RefSeq lists its product as hypothetical. The transcript has 2 exons. Bases 1 to 1449 code for a protein of 482 amino acids. Lineage: Eukaryota; Evosea; Mastigamoebida; Endamoebidae. The record is from RefSeq and is a predicted model, not a curated record.
AUGUUUGAUUUUCAUGUUAUGUUGACGAUAGUUAUCUUUUUAUUUGUUGUUACUUGUUCGUCUACAUAUUGUAUGGCUGGGUAUUACCUAUCUGUUACCGGUUCUAGUUGUCUAGUUUGUCGCUCAGGAUUUUUCUGUCCAGAUGGAUUAGACGAAUAUCCUUGCCCAAAAGGUUAUUAUUCAAAACUCAAAGCCGUUGAAUGUACCCUUUGUCCCGACGGGCAAAAUGCACCAAACAUUAUGUCAACUGUUUGUGUUUUAUGUGCUCCAGGGACUUAUUCGUAUGGAAACAACAAAGAAGUUUGUACCGAGUGUUCUGCUGGGACUUAUUCUGUUUUAGGUUCAUCAAAAUGCAGCAAUUGCUCUUCUGGGACUUAUUCAUUUUCUGGAUCUUCAAGUUGCACGCCGUGUUCAGAUGGUUAUUAUUCAUUAGGAGGGGCUUCGGUGUGUAGACUAUGUCUAAGUUUAUCAUGUGUUUCUUGUGGUUCAACAACUGGGAAGUGCACUUCAUGUUCAUUGGGAAGCGGCUUUGUGUCAGAUGGAGUUUGCAAGGCUUGUGAAGCAGGUUAUUACUCACCAGGUGGUACUAUUUCGUGUUCAAAAUGUCCUAUAAAUACUUAUGCCAAAACUAGUAGCGGUAGUUGUUCAAGUUGCAAAACAACAUGUAAAACAUGUGAUUCAACAAAUGGGGAUUGUUUGACUUGUUACAACAAUUCGUUUGUUUUAAAUGGUCUUUGUGUGAGUUGUCCAGCUGGUCAAUAUUUCAAUUCAAAAAGUUGCUCUAGUUGCCCAGAAAACACUUAUUCCUUGCAAAACAGUUCGACCUGUACAAACUGUUCUUCGUGUGUAACAUGUGACCAAACAAAUGGACAUUGUACUUCUUGUAAGAAUGGAUGUGAUGAUUGUGUUGCUGGGACGUAUGGUGAUGGCAUUAAAUGCACUCCCUGCCAAACAGGUACAUUUUCAAGUGUAUCAGGAAGUGCCAGUUGCAUGUCAUGUCUUUAUAAAUCUUAUUCAAAUACAACUUCUUCAAUUUCAUGUACAGAAUGCAACUAUUAUUGCACUUCGUGUAAUGGGGAAAAUGGAUUCUGCUCUACUUGUAUGGAUGGUUGUGUUUUAUCAGGAAAUUACUGCAUUCCGUGUCAAGCCGGAACAGCAACAAACAAAGAUACAAACACAUGCGAUGUCUGUCCAGCAGGAACGUAUUCACACAAUCAAUCAACAACUUGUUUACUUUGUCGGGAUGGGUUUUAUUCAACAGAAAAAUCAUCAAUUUGUUUGCAAUGCAAUGUUAAUUGUCUCUCUUGCAACAACACAAAUGGGAAUUGCACGACUUGCAUUUCUGGGUAUGGUUUAGAUGAGUUGUUCAAUUGCCACAUUUGUCCAGUUGGUACUUAUGCAAAUUCAGCAAACAACAAAUGCCAACAAUGUGGAGACAAAACAUAUUAA